CUCAACUUGAGACUUUUAGGUCUCCAAUCUGACCUUGCUUCCGACUUGCGGACAGAUAUGAAAGGUCACGAAUAGACAGGUCACCUCUCACAGUCCCUUCCCAACCCUUCAGACCCGUUCACCGCUUCGGCUCUGACCCCAUAGGUCUCGGAUCAGAGCAUAGGUACAGCACGGAGGCAUCACACCAUUGCGACUUUGCUCAAAAGCCUGGCCAGAAAUGCUGGAAUUCUCGUAAUGCAAGCAUUGCAACAUCAUGCACGUCUCUGACCGGAUUUCGCGGUCACUUUCUUGUCUACAGCUUUGCACAUACUGAUGCUUCUUGCUCCACACAUUUUUGCGCGGCAACCAGGCACAGUCGUUCGAAGCUCAUUCCAGUCAGCCGACAUGGAUUUUUCAUCGUCUUCCUCGGAGGCCGGCUCGUCAAGGCCUGUUCGCGAUGCCAGAUUCACCGGAGUAAAAAGUCCCGCAGAGGGCUCGGACCGUGGCAAAGUACCGGAAGGUUCUGCCCAGUUCGACAUAAUCGCAUGGUAUCCAAAACAUCAAAGCUGUCAACGAUACUUCAUAGACCACGCUCAGCAUGAACCUCUUGUUCAGGCUUUUGCCUCUUUCAUCAAUAUCUUGCUCCCUUUUCAACGACAGCCUCAUCCAGUAUACAGCACAACCGGAUCUCGAAGCGGCAAGGCAAGACUGGAUAAGGAAGCGGCACGUCCUAGCAGCUCUGAAGCGACAGCGGCGGCAUCAGCUGUCUCUCUCAUUCCAUACAUCCGGCGCCUGGUCGUCACCGGGAUGGACGUGCCUCAAGUAUUGCAUGGGUUCUUCGGCGACGACUGGAGGCCAGGCAUUGGGCCACAACGAGAACAGGAGAGGCGGAACUACCUUUUUGCGGCAAAGAGUGGAGGCUGGGCAUCUGUCAAGCGGGACUAUGAUAUGCUGCCCCUAGAAACAGUGCCCUUCAUGAGACCACUGUAUGACCCGACAGAUGGCGAAAUUGAAGCAGCCGAACGGACUUGGAGCGAAUGGCUUGCCCUUGAAGAUUGGAUGGUUGGCUCAAGGGCGCCAGAGUAGUUGUGAUGAAGGUGGGCAGAACUGGUAUCUAUCGCUGUCAGGCCAUGGAGCAUCUGUUCUCAAUUGUCCUGAUUAUUAUCCGAAAGAUUGAAGGUCAUAAUUGACUUGUGUUUCGAAUGAUCCUACUCCUAUGUAUGUACUCGGUACAAUCACAUUCGUU
Exophiala xenobiotica is the source of this 1225-nucleotide messenger RNA. RefSeq lists its product as uncharacterized. The record is from RefSeq and is a predicted model, not a curated record. NCBI's taxonomy places the organism in Eukaryota, Fungi, Ascomycota, Eurotiomycetes, Chaetothyriales, Herpotrichiellaceae. Bases 313 to 1065 code for a protein of 250 amino acids. The transcript has a single exon.